Prorocentrum cordatum is the source of this 543-nucleotide messenger RNA. NCBI's taxonomy places the organism in Eukaryota, Dinophyceae, Prorocentrales, Prorocentraceae. The record is from the annotation of a GenBank genome assembly.
AUGGCGUCCCGCGCGGCCCUGCUCGCCGAGUUCGUCGGGACGUUCGUGCUGGUCUUCACCGUGGGCUGCAACAUCCUGACCGGUCAGAGCACCUGGGCCGGCGUCUCCAUCGCCUGCGCCCUGAUGGUUGCCGUGUAUGCUCUGGCCCCGAUCUCUGGCGCCAACUUCAACCCCGCGGUGUCCGUCGCGCUCAGCGUCUCGAAGAAGCUGGACUGGGCGAGCGUCGGCCUCUACGUGGUGACGCAGGUCACCGCGGGGGUGUGCGCGGCCAUGGGCUACCGCUGCCUGUUCGGGACGGGCUUCGCUCUUGAGCCAACCACGGGAUUCUCGUGGUGGCAGGCGGGCCUCUGUGAGCUCCUCUACACCUUCAUGCUCUGCUUCGUGGUCCUGAACACCGCCUGCUCCGUGGCGAACUCUGGCAAGCGCCAGUUCUACGGCCUUUCCAUCGGGUUCGUCAUCGUCGCGGCCGCCUACGGGCCGGCGGCGUCUCUGGCGGCUGCUUCAACCCCGCGGUCGCGCUCGGCGUCGAGGCGGGCAACUUGA